Molecule: messenger RNA, 1270 nt
Organism: Mucor mucedo
Lineage: Eukaryota; Fungi; Mucoromycota; Mucoromycetes; Mucorales; Mucoraceae
Product: yeats family-domain-containing protein
Exons: 6
Coding region: 206-1051 (281 amino acids)
Biological process (GO): regulation of DNA-templated transcription
Source: RefSeq, a predicted model, not a curated record
UAAAUCUUUAUAAACACAGAAAAAAAGUCACAGUGGAUAACAUCAUUAUAAACUACUUUUUUUUUUCUUCUUUUGACGACAUUGUGUGCAAAAAGCUCAUUCCAAAAAAAAAAAAAUUGUCAAGGUCUAUUUGUUAAACAAACAGCCCCUUUUGUUGGAGUAGCGCAUAAGCCAAUUAAACAGAUAUCCGUUCUACACCAAGCAGAUGAUCGAGAAACCAAUCAAAAUAUCAUGUAAAAGCAGCAUUCUAAAAAACAAGAGUUUUCAGGGCGUUGUUUGGAGACAAUGGGGCAUUAGUGUCAAGCCAAUCCAAUAUAAUAGUCACUCGUCUCUAAGUUCUUUCAUUGAUCAUGUUGAAUACCUUUUACAUGAAUCCUUUGAAACACCGCACAUAGUUUGCUACAAAGAACCCUUUAUUGUGCAACAAAUAGGGUGGGGUGCAUUUGAUUUAAAAGUGAUUUUUCAUUUUAAAGGUGAAAACAUACCACCACAAACAGUCAUGUUUGACUUAAACUUUGCAAAGGCAAAUUAUUCGGAAUAUUACACGCUGUAUUUACCAUCGGAUUUUGCUUUCAAGGGUCACGUAAAGCGAACAAGAGAAUCAUCUAUUUCUUCAGUGGAUUCAGCCAAUGGGGUUCCUAAUAAACCACACAAAAAGAGAGCCAAACAUUACUCUGAAUCAUCGGAAUCAUCUAUGACAUCAUCUAAUAUAUUAAGCGAUCGACAAGAGCAAGUUUAUGACGGCAAACUCAACCAGCAAAUAGGCUCCUGCAAUACAUUUACCCGAAAACAACAAACUGGUUCCGUCGUACAAAAUGCGUGGGAUGAUGCAUUAUUAUCCAAGAUGGAUAUUAAAAUAUUAGGCAACAGUUUAGAAGGAUUGGAUGAUGAGCAGUUAAGAAAGGUAUACGACAUGUUUUUCCAACAUGACCGAAGGAAUAUGAGUAUUGUUGAAACAAAAGACCAUGUCUUUAUUGAUCUUUAUACAGUGGGACCUUUACUUUUAAAAAAAUUAUGGGAAUUUACAAGAAAUAUCGAGAUGCAUCAUUAAAACAAGGAAAAAGAAAAAAGAAAAUAUGUCGGGUAGCAAUGCCUAGAUAUAUAACGCCUUAAUUUGUAACAACUAUUGUACCGAUACAUGUAACACUGUCUAUUUGCUGAUACUCUAUGGAAAUGAUAUAAUUCAAUUAUAAACCACCUAUUAUAACAAACAAUCUGCUUUAGCAAAAUAAUAAAAAUACCAGUCAUUAGUGAAAAACUAAUAAAUUAC